Prinia subflava (tawny-flanked prinia) is the source of this 4528-nucleotide messenger RNA. RefSeq names its product carbohydrate sulfotransferase 6-like. The coding region runs from base 2276 to 3457 and encodes 393 amino acids. Gene Ontology annotation, cellular component: Golgi membrane; trans-Golgi network. NCBI's taxonomy places the organism in Eukaryota, Metazoa, Chordata, Aves, Passeriformes, Cisticolidae. Gene Ontology annotation, molecular function: N-acetylglucosamine 6-O-sulfotransferase activity. The record is from RefSeq and is a predicted model, not a curated record. The transcript has 2 exons. Gene Ontology annotation, biological process: N-acetylglucosamine metabolic process; carbohydrate metabolic process; keratan sulfate proteoglycan biosynthetic process.
AGCAAAGCAGUGUUAUGGCAGGACAGAACUUAAAACAAUUCUAGAUGCUAGAAUUCUGAAAAAAAUUCCAAGUGUCUUUGGUUCUCUUGAACUUUUAAGACACAGUCCAGCUAUGAAAUAUGAAAGAGCAGGUUAGCAGUAUGUCACCUUUUGGCCAUUGUCCUCUAGAACUCAACAUCCUAGCAGUUGGGAGAGCUACCUUUUCGAGAAGUCUCCAGUUUGCCCUUGGAUCUUUGAAGUCUCUGUGUGGCAGCAUAGGACUACUGAUAGCUGGCUUCAUACCAGCAUCUCCAGAGUCAAAGCAACUGUCUACUGCUAUUGUGUGCUUCUAGCCACUGCACAGCAAGAAAAAAGGGGGCUGUGAGCUUGUUUCCCCCAUAUGUCAAGCUGAUGUACAUUUGGUAUGCUCUCCCUUGCUUACAAGCAGUAAUGGUGCUUGUGUGACUGUGAGCUAAUUCAGGAAGUUCAUUAUGGUGAAGAUGAUCUUUACCAAAUACAUAAUGACUUUUUCAGACAAGUCAGUUCCCUGAUUGAACUUGAUAUGUCUGCACAAGCAUUAAGGUGGACAUGAGCAAGGGGUAGAAAUCUCUGAAGAGACUACAGGACUACUAUUUAAGGGUUUGUAUGUUCUACUCCCAUAAAAAUGGGAGUAUAAUAUCCUUUCUCCAAGCUGAACAGAAGUCUGUUUAAGGUAGUGACAGAAACAUGGAAGAGAUUAGUGCUGGAAAGCCACAGUACUGGGAAGACUCCAUUAAUCCCUCUCUCACUUUUCUUUCCUGUUGUAGCCUUUCACGGUAACUUACAACAAGUGAUGCUUCUCAGAGCAACACUUCAGCAAAUACGUGUGAAAUAAGAAAUGGAGAUUAGGUCUAGUUCUGGAAAUACAGAGAAAAAUAUCCUUAACGUUCUCUUUUCCUUUAGAUGGAGAAAACUGGAAAAAAAUCCUCUACAGUAAUGUAAGCAAAGAACUACAUACAUUAAAAGGAGGCAAUCAAAAGAGUUAUUUACUUGCAGGUGGCAUGUAAUUGUUUAAUAUGACCUGAAGCCAUCCCUCCAUUUCUUUUCAAAGAGGUGUUUCAUGACUGGGACUAAUAACUAAAUGCAGGGUAAAUGGAGCCAUAAAGGCAGAUGUUACCACAGCAGGGAAAAAAAAUCCCUGUGACACCUCUGCUGUGGUCACUUCCUGGAUUGCUUUUUAUACUGACCAUAGACUGACUUUUAAUAUCACCGUUGGUUCACAGUUCUGACUCCUUUCUCAAGCUUGAAGAGACAUUGUACUUUUGUAAGUAACCAAGCAAUAGAAAAAAGGCAAGAUUUUAUAGCUUAAGCAACAAACCAAACUACAUGGGAAAAAUAUAUACCUGAGGAUCCACUGCAACUGGCAUUAAAAGAGGUUUAGGAAGGAAGAGCCUUUCUCAGAAAGCUAUAUGCAAGGACUCUUCCUUUAGCCUGAUAAAUAACAUAAAACCACUACCAAGCACCACAGUGCAACUGCAGAUCUUCUCUGAAUACAUAUGACACAGAAAUCUAAAUGCCCGUCAUUGAGGGAAGGACAUGGUGGCUCGCUAGGAUUAAACAAGGUUCUGUAAGAAGGAACAAGAAAGCAGCUUUAACUUAAAAGUCCUAUGCAUACACUGAUGUGGGAACAUGGCCGUGUAGGAGCCAUGCUUCAGAAGUCUUUUAAGAGGUGGAACUGGGAUAGAAGAAACCACCUCGUUGCCUGUUAACUCACCAAGCAGCCCAUUUGCAGAGGGCUUUAUCCUCUCGUUCUGCUCGCACGAGGCGAGCGGGACGCGGCCGCGCCGAGCUCUGGGGGUGCUGGGCCGGGAUGGAGGGAGGAGGCGGAGGGCGAGGGGAGGGGGCUGCUGCGACAGGAAGGACCGAGGCACGCGGGACCCCGCGGAGGAGAGGCCGCGGGGCGCUGGCUGCUGUGGCAGCCAGGCGGUGUUGCCACGAGCCGGCUCCGGCGACCCUGCCCCUAAGGGCCGGGCGCUGGCAGGAUGCACGUGCCUGGCGGUGGGCGGGCGCCACCGCCCCGCCGCCGCGGUCCCACGCGUGCUGGGUGGGGCAAGCCAGCGGACCGCCUCUGCCAGGCUGCGCCUUUGCCCAGGGAUGCUCUGGGAGCGGGGCGGAGCGGCUUCUUCUGGGGCUCCUCCCGCUGCCUCGGCGCCUCGGCCACGUCUGAAAGCUGUUCAUUGUCUCUGUCGGCAGCUCGGAGCCGCGGUGGUGGCGGGAGGCGGCGGCAAGCUUUUCUAAUUGCCCUUUUUCGGUGAAGAUGGCAAGGAUUCGGAUUCCUAGCACAAUUGUUAUAAUUUUUGUUACAGUUCAGACUGGAUUCUUACUCUUCAUGUAUGCCCGGUACAGUAGCUUCAUGCCUCAGUCUGAGGAGAAACCAUCACAAAUCCACAUACUUAUUCUCUCCUCUUGGCGUUCCGGAUCUUCUUUUGUCGGUCAACUUUUCAGCCAGCACCCCAGCGUCUUCUACCUGAUGGAACCUGCAUGGCACGUUUGGGUUACAAUGUACCAGAACAGUGCCAAAGUCUUACACAUGGCAGUGCGGGACUUAGUCAGGUCGGUCUUUCUGUGUGACAUGUCUGUGUUUGAUGCUUACAUGCCUUGGAAAAGAAACUUAUCUGAUCUUUUCCAGUGGGCAGCAAGUCGGGCUCUGUGUUCAGCUCCUGCUUGUGACUCUUUUCAACGUACUGACAUAACCAGUGAAUUAGCAUGCAAGACUCUUUGUGGACGGUAUCCAUUCAGCAAGGUGGAGGAAGCCUGUAAAACUUACAGCCAUGUUGUCAUCAAGGAAGUUCGAUUCUUUGACUUGAAGGUCCUAUACCCCCUUCUCACUGAUCCAUCCCUGAAUCUCAAAAUUAUUCACCUGGUCCGUGACCCCAGGGCAGUCGUUAAGUCACGGGAACAAUCAGUCAAAGCGUUAGCCCGUGACAAUGGAAUUGUCUUGAGUACCAAUGGCACUAAAGUGGAAGAUAGCAAAUACAAAGUAAUGCAAGAGGUUUGUAGAAGUCACGUUCAGAUUUAUGAAACAGCUACUCUAAAACCACCUAAUUUCCUGAAAGAUCGCUAUUUCAUGGUCCGUUUUGAAGAUCUGGUAAGAGAUCCGUUAUCAGAAAUCUCAGAAAUGUAUAAAUUUGCAGAUCUUAGUUUGACUCCCAGGCUCAAAAGCUGGAUCUAUAAUAUCACACAUGGACAGGGACCAGGAAAAAAAAAAGAAGCCUUCAAAAUAACAUCUCGAGAUGCAGUUAGUGUUUCACAGGCCUGGAGAAAUGUUCUUUCCUUUCAGAAAGUUAAGAAAAUACAGGAAGUUUGCAAAGGUGCUAUAAACAUCCUUGGUUAUCAGCUGGUGGAUUCAGAAAAAGAACAAAGAGAUCUGACACUGGAUUUGGUUUUGCCAAGACGACAGAAUCAAUUCAGUUGGUCAUCAUUUAAUCUAAAGCACUGAGACAUUUUUGAGAGAUCUGCGGAGGUGGGGCAGGGUAGUUGUUUGAAUAUUUGUCUACUGUGCAGCAUAUAGUCGUUGGAAAAUCCUUGGCUGAUGACUUUAUCUUUUAGUCUACUCCUUUUUUGUUAAUGUAAGAAGGUUUUUUCCUGAGUUUUUUUACACAAAAAAAAGACAGCAAGAUACUUCUCAGCCUGUUACUGUGCUGCUCACAGCAUUGUUUUAAGAAUAUAAUUUAAGCACUUUCUAUUAAAAGAUGGAUUCUCAAAGAUGUCUUUGUUUAUUGAUAAUAGUUCACUUCUGUUUUUCAUGCUUUAAUUAAGAAUCACAGUUCUUUAUUUACAUAUACGGAACAAAGUAGAUACUAAAUUCCUUCACUUGACUUUCUUCUUUAAGUUGUGCAGUUGUGGAUUUUUUUUCAGACUUCUUUUGAUGCUUUAAAUUUUAACAUACAAGUUUUCCAAAAGGUGGGGCAACUGCAGCAGCUGUGUUGUAAAAGGCUUAAACGGGAAUUUCAUUUAUUGACAGAUUUCAUAAUGGUUUCCUUGGAAUGGCAGUGUUUACAAUCACAUACUGUGUGAUUAGGAGUGUGAUGUUUGCUUAGAGUGCAAAAACUAAAGGACAUAAAGAAACUUUCAGUGGAAUCACAGUGGAAAUAGCGUUUUAAUGCUGCCCCUGUUGUGUUCUAAUACUGUGACAAAGAAUAAGUGCACACUUGUUCCUGCUGCGCCAGGAGCAAAGUUAUCCUCUCUUCAGAACUACAAGUUAUUUAUGAAGAUCACUGAGAAAUUUAGGAUGCCUUGAAAAUUUGCAUCGAUUAUACUACUGCAUGAAAAUGAUCGGUUCAACCAACUUUGAUAGCAGAGACAGAUGCUCGUGUACUGUUAACAUUCGGUGCCGCGCCCGAGAAGCCGGGACCGGUGCAGGACCGGCGAUGCGCAGAGGCUCGCAACGAGCGCACGCGGGGGACGGGGGGACGCGUAUGUGCAGCUCGCGGCUGUCACCAGCAGGGCGCUGCUGAUGAGAAUGUAGCGCACAUGUAGGAGGGGACCCCCCCCUAACCAGCCUCCCCAC